AUGGUAUUCGAUAGAAAUAAUAAUAAUAAAAACCCAAAUAGUGUUAAAUCUUCAGAAGUUUUAACUUCAUCAACAUCUUCAAUGAUAUCUUCACCUUCUUCAUCAAAAGAUUUAUUACAAAAUAAUCAAAGUGUUAAUGAUUUUUCAUCAAUACAAGUUUCAGAAUCAGAAUCCAAACCUUCAAGAACUGUUAUAAUAUUGACUUUAGUUUCUUCAAUAUCUGGAUUUAUGUUUGGUUAUGAUACUGGUUAUAUAUCUUCUGCUUUAGUCCAAAUCGGUACUGAUUUAUCAAAUAAAAUUUUGACCUCUGGUGAAAAAGAAUUGAUAACAUCAGCAACUUCAUUAGGUGCUUUAUUGGGUGCAAUUUUAGGUGGGGUAUUGGCUAAUUUGAUUGGUAGAAAGAAGGUUUUAUUAGGUUCAAAUAUUAUUUUCAUAGUUGGUACUAUCAUUCAAUUAGUUGCAAAACAUGUUUGGACAAUGAUUGCUGGUAGAUUUGUUUUAGGUUGGGGUGUUGGUAUUGCUUCAUUAAUUGCUCCUUUAAUGUUAUCGGAAUUAGCACCUUCAAAAUAUAGAGGUAGAUUAAUCGUUACAAAUGUUAUGUUUAUUACUGGUGGUCAAUUAGUUGCUUAUUUAAUUAAUUGGGGUUUAACAAGAGUUGCACAUGGUUGGAAAGUUUCAGUUGGAUUAUGUAUGGUUCCACCAGCUGUACAAUUUGUAUUAUUUUGGUUUUUGCCUGAUACUCCAAGAUUUUAUGUUAUGAAUGGUGAAUUUGAUCGAGCUAAAAAAGUUCUUAAAAAGAUUUAUAAUGAUCCAUCGGACGCUUUUGUCGAUGCUACAAUUGAUGAAAUGAUUACUUCAAAUUCACAAGUUCCUGGUAAAAAUCCAUUAUAUAAAGCCUGGGAAUCAAUUAAAAUUAUUCAUAAAACACCAGGUAAUUUUAGAGCUUUAAUUUUAGCUUGUGGGUUACAAGGUAUUCAACAAUUUACUGGUUUCAAUUCAUUAAUGUAUUUCAGUGCUACAAUUUUUGAAACUAUUGGUUUUCGUAAUCCAACGGCUGUUUCUAUUAUUGUUGCUGCAACAAAUUUUGUUUUCACAGGCAUUGCUUUAUGUAUAAUUGAUAAAGUUGGUAGAAGAAAAAUAUUGUUGAUUGGUAUACCAUGUAUGUGUAUUGCAUUAAUUGUUUGUGCAAUCGCAUUCCAUUUUUUAAAUGUUGAUUUUUCUUCAGGUGGUGAAGUUAUUUCAAGAGGUAUUAAUGGUUGGGGUAUUGUUGUUAUAAUUGGUAUGAUUUUAUACGUUGCUUCUUAUGCUAUUGGUAUUGGUAAUGCAGCUUGGGUAGGUGUUGAAUUAUUUUCAGAUGUAAAUGUCAGAUCAAUUGGUGCAAUGUAUGCCGCUUCAACAAAUUGGGCUGGUUCAUUAGUUAUUGCAUCAACAUUCUUGACUAUGUUACAAAAUAUAACACCAACUGGUACAUUUUCAUUCUUUGCUGGUUUAUGUUUUAUUUCAUUUUUGUUUGUAUUCUUUUUAUUACCAGAUACUGCAGGUUUAGAAUUAGAAGAAACUACAGAAUUUUUAGCUAAUGGUUUCAAUGUUAGACAAGCAAAUCAAAUUUCAAAACAAAGAAAGAAGAAUUCAAAAUUUACAACUUUGAAUAGAACAACUACAGUAUAGAAAAAAUUGCUACAACUACUUUUUAAUGAUGUUAAUGAUUUAGAUUUUAUUCAAUUCAAAAAUAAUAUUUAAUAUUUCUAGUUACUUUUAACAAUGCAUAAUAAUUAUUUAUUUUAAUAAAUGAUCAUGAAAUAUUUGAUCAUUUUGUAGUGAUAUACUUUUUGAAACAAUUUUUGCAACAAUGAAACGACAAAUGAAAAAAAAAAAAAAAAAAAAAAAAAAAAAAAAAAAAAAAAAUUAAAAAAAAAAAAAAUUCAAUUUAAUAAUCAAAAACCAAUUUUGAUUGUAAAUUCCAAUUAAUCUUCAACAAAAAACGUUAAAUAUUAUCAAGUGUUUUUAAUUACAUUACUUGUAAAUAGAAUAAUUAUUCAUUUUAACUUUUGCUAAUACAUUAUAUUAAAUAUAAUUCAAAUGUUAACAGAUGUCAAAUAAUAACAAGAGUAAUAAUUAUCGAAAUAAUUAUAAUAAUAACAAUAAUAACUACCAUCAUCAUCAUAAUAACCCAAAUUAUCAUCAUAGAAACUAUAGUAAUAAUAACAACAAUAACAACAACAACAACAACAACUAUAACAAUAAUCAUCAUCGAAUACAGCAUAGAAAUGACCAUGUGUAUAAACAAUCACAUAACAAUAAUCAACAACAAGCAAAUCAUCAUCAACCACGAGCACAACAACAACAUGUACCAGCACAACAACCAGCUUUACCUUCACAACGAGAAAUUAAUGAACCAGAAACUAUCAAGGGUCCAGUAAGAGAAAUGAACAGAUUACAAGAUUAUGAAAUAUUGGAAAAAUUAGGUCAGGGAACUUUUGGUGUUGUACAGAAAGCUAAAAGGAGAUCAACUAAUGAAGUUGUUGCAAUCAAACAAUUAAUUAAUCAUUCUGCAAAAGAAGGUUUCCCACUAACGGCAAUGAGAGAAAUUACAAUCUUGAAACAAUUGGAUCAUACAAAUAUAUUAAGAAUUCUGGAAAUGAUAUUUGAAGAAGGUAAAAAUAAUGCAAAUUCUGAAAUUUAUAACAGAGGUUCAUUUUAUACUGUAUCACCAUAUAUGGCGAGUGAUUUAGUUGGAUUACUUGAAAACCCGAAAAUUAAGUUACAGUUGAAUGAAAUGAAAUGUUUAACACAACAAUUAUUAAGAGGUAUACAAUAUAUUCAUGAGCAAAAUUAUUUACAUCGAGACAUUAAAGCAGCCAAUAUUUUGAUAGAUUCUAAUGGUAUUUUAAAAAUUGCAGAUUUUGGUUUAGCUAGAUUAUAUCAUGGCACUGUACCGAGAAAAGGAAUGGGCCCAGGAGGAGGUGAAAGAGCAUAUACUAGUUUAGUUGUUACAAGAUGGUAUAGACCACCAGAAAUUUUACUCGGAGAAAGAAAAUAUACCACAGCAGUUGAUAUUUGGGGUAUUGGUUGUGUAUUUGCAGAAUUAUUUACAAGAAAACCUAUAUUGGUAGGUAAAUCAGAUGCUCAUCAAGCUCAAUUAAUUUUUGAAUUGAUUGGUCCUCCAACUGAUUGGGGAGAUGCUGCAAGAUUACCAAAUAAAGCUGAUUAUAGUAUUGGUUUAAGUUGUAAAAGAACAUUGGAAGCAAAAUUCGAUAAAAUUAUGCCCAAGUUAGCUAUAAACUUAUUAAGUGGAUUUUUAACUUUAAAUCCUUACAAAAGAUUAAAUGCUUUAGAUGCUUUGAAUCAUGAUUUUUUCAAAACUGAUCCUUUACCUUUAAAACCUGAAGAAUUACCAAAAUAUGAAGACUGUCAUGAAAUUGAUAAAGAGAAAUUUAAAAAAAUGAAAGAUAUUCAACAUAGAGAGAAACUAAUGACUGAUUUAAAACCACCAACUGAACCAAGAUUUGAAAAUAGAUCAGAAAAUAGAAAUAAUAAUGAUGUUAAUUCAAAAUAUGGCGAAGAAGAUUAUGAUUAUAGAGAUGAAGAAGAACCAUUUUAUAAUGAUGAGCAAGAGUUUCAAUCAUCUAAACAAGCUCCACCCCCACCACCCCAAGAACAAGACAGUCAAUUAAAAGAUAAACCUGGAUCAAGAGGUAGACAUGAUGUUUAUAGACCUCAACAACAACAACAUCGUCAAUAUAAUCAAUAUGGUAGGAAUAAUAGAAAUGAGGAUAACCAACAACAUGGUAGAUAUAAUAGAAAUCAAGACGAUGAUCGAUAUGGUAAAUAUAAUAGUAGAACUCAAAGAGACGAUCAGUAUCAGCAGUAUGAUAAAUAUAGCAAGUCCCAAGAUGAUGAUUAUCAUCAUAGAGAACCAUGGAAAGAUCAACGUGAGGAGUUUUUGGAAGAACAACAUUCUCAAGCAAGGAGGCCACAAUCAAAAGAUAGAUCAAUUUCAAGAGACAGUUCACAUUAUCGACCACGUUAUCAAAAAGAUGUCAAUGAUAAAGCUCCUGAAAUCAAGCGUAGUGAAUACUACGAUGAUAGACGUGAUUCAAAUGUUCCAAGAGAUCAACAACCACCACCUAAAUCAUUACCUAAAAUACCACCAACUCCAACCGGACCAAAAGCACAUCAAACUGAGCCAAUUACAUCUUCAUCAAGAAUUAGAAGUGCAACUGAAAAAGAUUCAAUUAAAUCUAAAUAUGAAAAUUAUAAACCAAUAAGUACUAUUUCACCAGCAAUGUCAUCUCAUAAUGAUAUAUCAGGAUCAGUAACUCCAAAAAACCUUCAAUCUUCAGCAACUGAAAAAGAAGCUUUGAAGAAAUCUAAUCAAAGUACAAUAACUAUGGUUCCACCUCCUUCUGCAAGCAAUGCAUCCAGUAUUGCCUCAUUGCCAUCAAAACCAAGGAAUUUUGCAAGAGAAAAAUCAAUGUCAAGUGAGAAAAGAGAACCAAUAGUGAUGAAAGUAGAAGAUAAUGAUGUGAAAGAAAUUAAGAUAACAUCGAAGGAUAAAUUAUCAGAUUUAAAAGAUAUGGGCUCUGGUCCACCGAUAAGUCAAACGAUGGAACAAACUACUACAAGUCAAGAUAUAAUAACACCUAAGAAUUCAGCUGAAAGAGUCAGUAAUGAUGUUAAGAGUUCACUAAAAUCAUCCGCCUAUAAACCAAAUAAAUUGCAAUUUGAUUCAAUCAAGAAUAAAAUACAUGCAAUUCCAUCAGGUAAUAUAAAACCUUCUUUAUCGCCCAGCCCAAGAUCUGGUUCAUCAACAACGCAUAAACCGAAGGUUGAUUCACCCUUAUCAAAGAAAGUUAUCUCAAUAUCAUCAGGUAAGAAAGAGACUACAUCCAGAAAACGUAAACGAGAUAAUGAUGAUGUAGGAAAUGAGAGCAAAAGAUAUCAAUGUAAAGAUGAAUAUGGUAGUAAUCUCACUGAUGCAGAAGAAGACGAUGACUUUAAAGGCAAUGAUAAAGAAGUGUUGGAUAAAUUUUUGGAUCAACCAGGCUUAAAAAGAAGUAUUAUUUACAGGAAAUUUUUAAACGAAUAA
This is a messenger RNA of Insectozyma verbasci, 5089 nucleotides long. NCBI's taxonomy places the organism in Eukaryota, Fungi, Ascomycota, Pichiomycetes, Serinales, Debaryomycetaceae. The record is from the annotation of a GenBank genome assembly.